This is a messenger RNA of Arabidopsis arenosa, 1027 nucleotides long. The record is from the annotation of a GenBank genome assembly. Lineage: Eukaryota; Viridiplantae; Streptophyta; Magnoliopsida; Brassicales; Brassicaceae.
ACUUGCAGACCUCCUUCACUGAAAAACACAAAUCGCUAAGAAAUUGUACAUCAAUGGCGGCGACAGAGGAAGAGAUGACAACGACGACGAAGGAAGGCGCUGACCUAUUGGGGAAGCCAAAGUAUAAGAAACUCGACAACGGGAGAUUUAAAUGUGUGCAGACGGGUCACGAGCUACUCGAGAAAGACAAGAAGGUCUAUUCACAAAGUAAACGUUGUCGUUUAGGGCUUAUUGAUUAUGCCUUAUCUCACAGCAAGCCUCCUCUCAACUUGUUCGAGCAAGAUCCUAACGCCCGCUCAAAACUGAAGUGUAAGCUAACGGGUGAUACGGUAAACAAGACUGAGGAACAUAUUUGGAAGCAUAUCACUGGACGGCGCUUCCUCAACAGAUUAGAGGAGAAGGAACGAGAGAAAGAGUCUGGAUCUAUUCCAGAGGAAGGUGGAGAAACACCGGCAAAGGAAAAUGGCGUAAAGGAAGAAGAGAAGAAAAAGAAGAAGAAGAAGAACAAGAAAAAAGAGAAGAAGAAAAACAAGAAGUCAGUUGAAAAGGAAAAGAAUGGCGAGGAUGUUGUUGAUGAAGUCGAACAUGAAAAUGAUGAAGCUGUUGAGGAGGAGGAGCUUGAGUUUUGGAUGCCUCCAGAUGGAGAGAGGUGGGACUUUGAUGAUGGAGGAGACCGGUGGGGAUCAGAUUCAGACUCAGAAGAGGAAAUUAAUGAGGAAGAAGAUCCAAUAGGUGAAUUUGAUGAAGAUGGAGAGAUUAGUAUGGAAAUAGGUGAAGUUGAUGAAGAUGGCAAGAUUGUUUUGGAUGCGACUCAUGCCAGGUAGGAAAAAGAGUAUCUAACUUUUGUUUGAAUCAGAAAAGUAGUUAACUACCAGAUUUUUAGUUUAGAUUGGUAUAUACUGAUAGAUAACGAAUGAACUUAGAACUGUGUUGAAGCAAAGUUAGGUGUGUGUUCUUCUUACUAUUAGAUUAGGGUAGAGUUAAGUAUUCGUAUUACUGAAGAGUUUAAUGAACUGUGUUGGUAGCA